AGUGACUGAACAAUGCAGAAGGACAGUGGCCCACUGGUUCCUUUACAUUAUUUCAGUUUUGGCUAUGUGGCCCUGGUUGCUACUGGUGGGAUUAUUGGCUAUGCAAAAGCAGGCACUACGUCUGGGACCUUGGCUGGCAUUAUGGGGAUGAGAUUCUACAACUCUGGGAAAUUUAUGCUUGCAGGUUUGAUCGCAGGAGCCAGUUUGCUAAUGGUUGCCAAACUUGGAAUUAGUAUGUUGAGUUCACCCCAUCUGCAGUAA
Messenger RNA from Rattus rattus (black rat), 261 nucleotides. Its product is annotated as transmembrane protein 14C-like. Gene Ontology annotation, cellular component: mitochondrial membrane. The transcript has 2 exons. NCBI's taxonomy places the organism in Eukaryota, Metazoa, Chordata, Mammalia, Rodentia, Muridae. The record is from RefSeq and is a predicted model, not a curated record. Gene Ontology annotation, biological process: regulation of heme biosynthetic process. Bases 13 to 261 code for a protein of 82 amino acids.